Molecule: messenger RNA, 6812 nt
Organism: Oncorhynchus kisutch (coho salmon)
Lineage: Eukaryota; Metazoa; Chordata; Actinopteri; Salmoniformes; Salmonidae
Gene: ssh2b
Product: slingshot protein phosphatase 2b
Exons: 14
Coding region: 418-4587 (1389 amino acids)
Biological process (GO): negative regulation of actin filament polymerization; protein dephosphorylation
Molecular function (GO): phosphatase activity; actin binding
Source: RefSeq, a predicted model, not a curated record
AGGUCAUCAUCUGAACAGAAUACAGCUCACAGGGAUCAGUCUUUCCAGCCUCUUGAUCCAGUCAAGCGUUUAUUUGGCACCGAUAAUGAAGUGUAUCUGGAGAGCGAAUUGUGAAACGUUGAACUUCUGUUUUUAUAUUGAUUUUAUUUGUUUACAUUUUAUUAUGUUAGUGUUAUUACAUAUGUUGACUUUGGACUAAACACAGCGGACUCGCGUUGUUUGGUGUGCUAGUGAUUUGGUGCUCGUGCUUGAACCGUACAUCAGUGGCGUGUUUUUCGGUGUGUCCCCGAUCGUGGUCAGUGCUGUACAGCGGUUCAUGGUCACCCGUGCGUAACCAAUCACAUGGCCGCUCUGGAGUGAAGCAAGCCUCGCCACAGAACCACAGGUCGACCCACUCCCGUCCUCCACAUCGCAGCGAUGCCUCCCGGUGUUGUAGCCCCGUCUCCACGGAGCUCUCCGGUCCGGUGCUUCUACGCCUUGACACCGUACUUCAUAGAGGACUCUGUCAUCUCCCAGAGCAAGAUUGAUCAGCUUAUCAGUGAGAGCUUCCUGACAGUGAAAGGUGCCGCCCUCUUCCUGCCCCGGGGAAAUGGCUCCUCCCCUACCUCUGCUUCCCGCUUCGCUCAGCUUCGCAGCAAACAUGCAGGUGACCUCCAGCAGCACCUGCAGACCAUGUUCACUCUCCUCCGACCAGAGGACAAUAUCAAACUGGCUGUCCGGUUGGAGAGUACCGUGUACCAGGGGACUCGUUACAUGGUGGUGGUCUCCACUAACGGCCGUCAGGACACCGAGGAGAGCUUGGUGCUGGGUAUGGACUUCAGUCCUGCAGACAGCUCGUGCUCGGUGGGGCUGGUUCUCCCUCUAUGGAGCGACUCACUGAUACACCUGGAUGGAGACGGGGGUUUCAGUGUGUCCACUGAUAACAGGAUCCAUGUAUUCAAGCCGGUGUCGGUGCAGGCCAUGUGGUCUGCUCUGCAGUCGCUCCACAAGGCGUGUGAGGUGGCUCGUUGCCAUAACUACUUCCCGGGCAGCCUGUUCCUGACCUGGGUCAGCUACUACCAGAGCCGGGUCUCCUCUGACCAAUCACGCAUCAACGAGUGGAACGCCAUGCAGGACGUCCAAUCACAUCGUGCCGACUCUCCCGUGAUGUUCUCUGACGUGCCGACGGAGAGAGAGAGGACAGAGCGGCUCAUCAAGACUCGUCUGAGAGAGAUCAUGAUGCAUAAAGACCUGGAGAAUGUCACCUGCAAAGAGAUCCGCACAGAGCUGGAGGUGCACAUGGUGUGUAACCUGUGUGAGUUUAAGGAGUACAUAGACAAGGAGAUGAUCCUGAUCCUGGGUCAGAUGGACAGUCCCACUGAGAUAUUUGACCAUGUUUACCUGGGCUCUGAGUGGAACGCAUCCAAUCUGGAAGAGCUGCAGAACAGUGGUGUGCAGUAUAUUCUGAACGUGACGAGGGAGAUUGACAACUUCUUCCCAGGUGUGUUUGAGUAUCAUAACAUCCGUGUGUAUGAUGAGGAGGCUACAGACCUGCUGGCCUAUUGGAACGACACCUACAAGUUCAUCUCCAGAGCCAGGAAAGCAGGAGCUAAGUGUUUGGUUCACUGUAAGAUGGGUGUGAGUCGCUCUGCGUCCACGGUGAUAGCCUACGCUAUGAAGGAGUACGGCUGGGACCUGGAGAGAGCAUUCAACUACGUUAAGGAGCGACGUGCUGUCACCAAACCUAACCCCUCCUUCAUGAGACAGCUAGAGGAGUACCAGGGCAUACUGCUGGCCAGUAAGCAGAGACACAACAAGCUGUGGCGUUCCCACUCGGACAGUGACCUAUCGGAGCACCACGAGCCACUAUGUAAGACCGUCCAACACCCCCACACCCUGGGCCGCUCCGACCCUCGUAACCAGGGUAACAGCCCCGCCGCCCUCUCCCUGCAGGAGCUGCUGCAGCCGCUGGGAUCCCCCUCCAACACGGGCCAGGUGGUGCGGUCCAUCUCUGAGUGUGGGACCCCUUCUAGUGCAGGGAAGGUGGUACAGUCCAGUAGCCUGCCCAAUGCUACUGCUACCCAGGAGAAUAAUCUGGACACUAACCAGGAGACUAGGACUGAUGCUCUGUUGACCUCCACAACUGGGGACCAGUCAUUGGGUACUGGGGACCCGUCAUUGGGUACUGGGGACCCGUCAUUGGGUACUGGGGACCCGUCAUUGGGUACUGGGGACCCGUCAUUGGGUACUGGGGACCCGUCAUUGGGUACUGGGGACCCGUCAUUGGGUACUGGGGACCCGUCAUUGGGUACUGGGGACCAGCCAUUGGGUACUGGGGACCAGCCAUUGGGUACUGGGGACCAGCCAUUGGGUACUGGGGACCAGCCAUUGGGUACUGGGGACCAGCCAUUGGGUACUGGGGACCAGCCAUUGGGUACUGGGGACCAGAAUCCUUCAACAGCAGCAGCUACUACUGCCUCCACUGGUUCCCAGGCCCAUGGGGAGUCUGUGUGUUCCCAGUCACCCCCUCUCUCCAACGGCCUGUGUGAUUAUGAAGAGGACCACUCAACCCCUCUCCCUCAGCCGCGGGCGGCCACCGUGGUGCCUGGCAUUUCCACUGUCACCGUGGCGGAGACCGUGCCGGUCAGGCGCCCUCAUCCGCCCCCUAUCCAACACCACCUUGUCUCCCCCGCCGCCGUUCCAACCUCCUCCGAUGAAGACGAGACUCCGAAAGCCAAGGAGCCGUCCACCACCUUGCCUAAGGAAAAAUGCUGCCAGCUGCAGGUGACACCAUCCGUGCCUGAGUCAUCGUCAAUGACCCCGGAAACAAGCACACAAACAGCAGGACUACAAGAGCCGUCCACACCAGUGCCUGACAAGAAACUAGACUGUGACCAGCGGUUACCUGGGGCAUCAUUGGACAGUUCAGCAUCCCAACAGGACCCUGCUCUCGAGGCGGAGGGGUCCUCGGCUCUCAGCACAGACCACAUCAACUUCUUCAGCGCCAGAGAGAAGUUCCAGGGCCUGACUCAGGAUGGGAGGACCCGUUGCCUUUCUGAUCAGGCACUGCAGCAGACACCUCAGCCCAUACCCAGGGAUCCAGGACAGGAGCAGCAGGAGGACCCCUCUGUUGUGGCGACUGGGGAGGGAGAGGAGGAGGUCGAGGAGAGGAAGAGGGAGAGCAUUGUCUCUGUUCACCUCAUAGUCACAGAACUGGAGUCCAUGACGCACACUGUGGCCCCUCCCCCUGGCCCUCCCAGCCAACCAGAGCCUACUGCUUCCCAGGACCACGAAGUGGGUCAGUCAAACCAGGAAGUAGAGGGCAAAGAUGCAGAGUCACAGCAGGAAGUGGACGUUGUCAAAGAGGAAGUGAAGGACGAAGCAGAAGAGAUGGAAGCAGUCUCCCACUCUGCUGAUUGGGCGAUGGGCUCUGUGCGCCGCGUCACCCAACAGCUGGAGCAGCGAAUGAGGCAGGACUCCCCUUCCCCACCUCCACCUUCCCUCCCCCCCACUCACCCUCAUCGUCGCUCCCCUCUCUUCUCUCACUCAAGAGAACACUCCCCUCCUGCCUCUCACCCCUUCCCAGAGACAAACUCCAACCCCCAGAAUGCACCACUCGGCCCGCAGGGGUCAGAGGUUAGCACUGUGCAGGAAAAGGGUGGGGGCUGUAGUCCUAUGGAGGAAGAUGGAGGACAGGAGGCUUGGAGAGAAGGUUUACAUGAAGACAGUGUCCAAAUGCACAAACACAACCUUAGUGAUGGCAGCCUUGCAUCUACCCUCCACCCUACCCCCAUGACCCCUCAACACUCUUCCCCCAUCACCCCUCUCCAUCCUACCCUAAACUCCGCCCUCGCCCCCCUCUCUUCAGUGGAUUUCCUGUGUCUGGAGGGGGUGACAGAGUUUGAGUCGGGCACAGACUGGGACAGUCUCCCGGGUCGAGGACCCCCCGGUGACGACGACAUGAGGGAGACAUGGGAAACUCUUCGGGAGCUGGGGGCGUUCCUUCGCCAGGUGAGCGGUGGUGGAGCCAAGGUACCCAGGUGUGUGGGCCAGGUGUGGGGGGAAGGUACACAGGCUAGGCAGAAAAGGGUCAGGGGUGGCGACAGACAGAGAGCCGGGGAGGUGGAGGCACGGAUUCGCCAGGCUGGUCUGACACCGCCCUCCCUGAUGAAGCGCUCUGCCUCAUUGGCUAAGCUGGGCUGCUUAGACCUGUCGGCCAAUGACCUGAGCAAUUGGGAUAUUAGCCCCACCUCUCCGGCGACACCCGCUGUGGAACUUCUCCUUCCUUCCACAGAAGCUGACGAGUCCUCCAGGAAACUGAGGGUGCUGUUCCACAAUGCCCUGUGUCCUUCUGUCUCGAGCAGCAGGCAAGAGUCCCUCACCAACAGAGCGGAGAGGCCUUGUGAGAGCAGGGACACACCCUCAGAACACUUGCAUUCUCCUAUGUCCAAUCAAGGCUGGCAGAAGGAGAAACAUCCUGACUCUGGCCAUGCCCUCUCGCUGACGUCUGACCUGAUCUCCGUGGCAACACGACAGCAGUAUGGAAGGACACACCCCCUACGUAGGCUGAAGAAAAGGACUGUCAGCACCCUCUACCACACUAUGUGACCCUCACUGUGUGUGUGUGAGAGAGUGUGAGAGAUGCAGAGUGAUGAGAGCUGGUCAAACACCAGCCACUUCCCUUAGCCCCUACCACCUUCCCUGGCAGAUGAUGUGUGGACAAUAUGCCGGCCGCCUCUAGGAUCAUUGGAAGGCUCGAUGGAUUAUAGCUAACACAAAGCUGAUCUCUUCAGGGCAUCGUGUAUGUAGUGACUCCUAGGAUGUGUAAUGUUUCUGGUUGCAUACUGUAUGUAGUGUGUAUUUGAGUCAUCAUUUUAGGAUGUGUCCUUUUGUUUUCUAUUGGUUGGAGUCUGAACUGUUUGUGUGAGGCAGAAUAUCUCCAUAAGUUUUAAAAUGUUUGUCACUUGUGUACAUAAUAGGAAGUGUGUGUGUGUGGGGGGGGGACUGAAAAGUGCAGUUUCUCCCUUCCCUUUCUAUCAGAAAUAACAAUGAUAUGGGGAGGUUUCUCAAAUAUGCACUUUAAUGUUUUUAGAUUUAUGGAUGGUUCCUACCCCUGGAGCUUAAUGUGAGUUGAAUAGUUGUGAGUAUUUUACAGUGCAGAAAUUUCAUUUCAUUUUAAAUCUGUAAAUAUUCUAAUUUUUUUAUGUGCUUAAACUGUGACCAAUAAAUAAUGACAACUUAACUCCGAUUGUUUCUCAAUAGGACCACAAAAUAGUUAUUUACGUAUGAAAUAUAGGCAUGACGAGAGAACUGUGUGCAACGUUGAAUUCAAUGGAAAUGGUUCUGUUCAGAACGACCAGUUGAGAACCAUUGUGAUUAUGGUGAGGGCAGAUCCCAUACGGUGUGCUGCAUGAGUUCUGACAUUUCAGAUGUUCACACCCAUAUUAAUCAGGCCACACCUCAACAUUCAAACCAUGUGUCAUUCAGUAUAAACCGCAAGGCAUGGCAAAUGUUGAAGCGAACUGAACGCACCCCAGUUCUUCCUCUGUCCUUUACUUCUCAAAGCUCAUUGGAGGAGGAAGUCCGAGGGAGGGGACCUUGGAUCCUCUCCUCCAAUGAGCUUUGAGAGGAAUUGAGAACUUAACUACUGUAAGUGAUAUCUUCAGACACAUUCAAGAGAGAGAAAUGGUAAUGGCAUCUUUUUGUAGCCAUGAACUCUGCCGUGGUUCGUUGGAGAAAAGCCGAAAAUAAGGUCUGUGAUAAACACAGGCUUAGGAAACUAAUCCGUUCUGAUAAUCAUCAGCUAAUGUCACUUCUUGAAUUAAAAAAAGGCUUCAUUAAGGUCAUGUUCACUGCUAUUAUCUCAGGACAAAAUAUUUAACAUCUCUUAAGCCUGAGUUCAAACUGACCAAAUGUUCUUAAUUUAUCCUAUAGGGAUGGCUGAACAAAGAUUUGACUGAGUUACAGUUCAUAUAAGUCAAUUGAAAUAUUAAUUAGGCCCUAAUCUAUAGAUUUCACAUGCCUGUGCAGGGGCGCAGUCCUAGGCCCACCCACUCAGAAUGAGUUUUUCCCCACUAAAGGGCUUUAUUGCAGAGGGAAAUACUCCUCAGCACUCCUCUUCAGAUGAUCCCGCCGGAUGUGGAGGUCCUGGGUUGCCGUGGUUACACGUGGUCUGCGAGUAUGAGGCCGGUUGGACGUACUGCCAACUUCUCUAAAAUGAUGUUGGAGGUGCCUUAUGUUAGAAAAAUGAACAUAAAAUUAUCUGGCAACAGCUCUGGUGGACAUUCCUGCAGUCAAUUGCACACACCCUCAAAACCUGAGACAUCUGUGGCAUUGUGUGAUAAAACGACACGUUUUAGAAUGACCUUGUAUUGUCCCUAGCACAAGGUGCACCUGUGUAAUGACCGUGCUGUUUAAUCAGCUUCUUGAUAUGCCACAACUGUCAGGUGGAUGGAUUAUCUUGGGAAAGGAGAAAUGCUCACUAACAGGGAGGUAAACGUGUGUGCAGAACAUUUUAAAGAAAUAAGCUUUUUGUAGUAUGGAACAUUUCUGGGAUAUUUUAUUUCAGCUCAUGAAACCAACAAUUUACAUGUGUUUAUAUUUUUGUUCAGUAUAAUUUCCAGGUUUUAGGACAACAACAAACUGGUGAGCUCUUUGCAAGCCCAAUCAAUGAUUACACUUUUAAUCGUUACCAUGUUUUCCACAGUGAGUCACUAGCUAAGUUUCCAUCCAAUUUGAGGAGUGGGGUUUCUACUAAACAGUCAGUUGCUGAUGACGUGCUUUUUUGCACCGAAUAAAAAAAAUGUUUCCAUCACAUUUUUUAACUCUACCGA